This is a messenger RNA of Closterium sp. NIES-67, 6177 nucleotides long. NCBI's taxonomy places the organism in Eukaryota, Viridiplantae, Streptophyta, Zygnematophyceae, Desmidiales, Closteriaceae. The record is from the annotation of a GenBank genome assembly.
CAGUUCGUGCUUUCCUGAAAAUACGUCCUCGGGGCGUACUUAUCCCUUAUCCACUAGCGGCAACUAUUCCUCGUGCUCGUGUCCCAUUCCUGCCCUAUUUUUUCGGCGAUUUUUCCGCGCUUGAGAGACGCUGCCACGCGGCUUGGCUAGAACAAUGCCGCGACCUAAGUUACCAUAGCACGCACAGUAUACGACGAACUUUCACUGACGCUCCGAAGAAUGCUGCAUUUGUCAUGACAUUGGGCUUUAUUUAUUGUACUCGAUAGAAACAGUUUCCCCUAAUCAUAUCGCGUCUCUGUUUCGCGACCCUCGCGGAGGGUCGCUGGUCAGCCGAAGAAAGGAGCCAUGCUCAAGCGGUUGAUAGCCAAGGCCCUGCCUGAGGUGGGUAGCCCACGAGUGAAAAGGAAGUCAGAAUACGAGUUCAGAAUACUGGUUAUCUGCGAGAGUGUGUUACUGGCGUCCGCCAGCGAUGUCUGACCGAGGAAGUAUGGUGUCUGGUAUAAGACUUCGACAAUGCUCGUUAGGGAGUGCCAAACCCUAGAACUGUUUCUUUCACGGCGUAACAGCUCCUCUCGCUUAGCGCACACUCGUUAGUGCGACAUUGCCGAACUCUUGACAGCACCACCGAUAUCUCUGUCCUCUGCCUUGGAUCACCAGAUCGGCACUCGCAGCGGCUCUCAGUUCUACUUCCAGUUAGGGUUUCGUUAAUCACAGCAAUGUUGGUACUAUCGAAGCCGCCUAUGGCGCAUUUGCACUGCGAAAGCUGAUUCGGAAGGCUGCCGAUCGGUCACGUAACCUUAAUUAGCUUAACCCUAACUCGUGACGUUAGCGCAGCGAUCUCCCGCGAUACGAAACACGAUCUAUCGUAACACUAGGACGACGUUCUUAGUCUCCAAGCAGACCGCUUCUCGGCAGGAGUCCCAUCCCAGGGACAGGCGGUUAAAUUACCAUCAGAAUCUGAUACGACAUUCGAUAUACGGCAGCUUGUUGUUAUCGUACGAAAUCGAGGAUUAGAUAAUCGAAAGCAUCGGAGUUACAUAAGCUCUCUUCGUUCUGCAGAUACUCGUAGGAGUGUGCUGGUGCGCUCCGUUACAGAGAAGCGCGAUAGCAGUUUCCGAUGAGCCUAAGCUUCGCCGAGGCAGUAUUUUCGUUUUUCUACAGUGCGAGCAACAAUGCGGCCGAGGCAGAGAAUGCUGCUUGUAACAAUUCCGUGCCGGCGGGGAGCCUGAGGGCGCCGCAUCUGCUGCCGCGGCUGGCCGUGCAUCACGGCGUGCCUGGCGCUGCCUCCGUGCUCGCCUACGACCCCGUGCAGCGGCUGCUGGCAGUGGGGACCAGGGAUGGGCGCAUCAAGGUGUUCGGGCACGAUGGCAUCGAGGCGCUGCUCUGCUCGCCCGCCAAGGCCGCCUGCAAGUUCCUCGAGUUCGUGUGCAACUCGGAGUACAUGGUGCAGGUCACCAUGUUCAACGCCAUAGAGAUCUGGCGGCUGAACGACCGCCAGCUGGCAGACUCCCUGCAGUGGGAGGUCAACAUCACUGCGUUCUCCACCGUGCCCGAUACAAGCUUCCUGUAUGUGGGCGACGAGACUGGGGUCUUCUCGGUGUUGGAGCUGGGAGGAGGGCGCCUUAACAAACGGCCAUACUCCGUGCCUCCUUAUGUCACCAUGGCCGGCCUCGUCCGGCAAGACUCCUCUCGAGCGCCAGCCCUCAUUGGAAUCCUCCCUCAGCCCGAGGCUUACCACAGCCGCGUGCUCCUCGCGUACGCCAACUCCAUCCUCACCCUCUGGGACCUGCACUCCCUGCGUGUGCUCGCCACGCGCGGCGGCUCCGAGAUGCAGUGCACGCGCCUCUCAGAAGCCGGAGACCGCCUCGCCGACCUCCUCACGGGCAGAAGAAACGUGCCAAAGCCCACUGAGGAGGACGAGGAGGACGAGCAGGAUGGGGAGGGGCCAGAAGUGUCGUGCUUGUCGUGGGCUUGCCCCUUCGGGUCGGUUUUCGCAGUGGGGUAUUCCAAUGGGGAGAUUGCGCUCUGGGGGCUGCCGCACCCGCCACUGCGCACGCCGGGGCCGUCGCCCUCUACGUCGUGCUCCUCGCUCCCCUCGCUCCCCUCGCUCGCCGCCGCCCCGUCCGGGUCGGUCCAGUUCCCCAUCUCGCCCGGAGGAAUGAAGGCGUUAGGCGAGGAGAUUUCAUCCCAGCCGUUGGUUCGCCUGCAGGUGCAGGGGGGGAAGGGGGAGCGGUCGCCGAUCACGGCGCUGCGAUGGUGCGCCGAUGCCAGACGAGCGGCGGAGAGGGGGCUGGAGAGAGGCGGGGAGAGAGUGGGGGAGCGGGGAGGGGGGAGGCUAUACGUGUGUGGGGGCGAGAUGCCGGGGUUGCCGGGGUCGGUGAGUGUGGUGCAGCUGGGGGGGCUGGAGGAGGGGAUGAGAGAGAAGGCCAUGGUCAAGCUCCCGUGGUUCGGCCCCGUGGCGGACGUGGUCGUGGCGCCCAGCACUCUGGGGAGCAUGUGUGCAUCGGCGAUUCUUGUCCUUACCUUCCCCGGACAGGUGCAUCUGUACGACGAGCCGGGCAUGGAGGAGCAUCUCUCAGCGCGCCUGCUCUCCCCGUCGCCCUCUUCCCACGCACCCGCUCCGCCUGAACCCGUGUCGUUUGAGAACCCGGGGUCAGCGGUCACCACCGGCCGGCUCAUGCUCGCGCCCUGGGGCAUGCAGGCGUCCCAUGUGCUCUCUCAGCUCCCGCGUGUGUCGGAGACCCGCUGCCCCUCCGCUCUCUCGCACGGCACCAAGUGGCCGGUAGCUGGGGGCUCGUUUGGCCAGCAGCCGGAGAUCUCCCCAGAGGACGGGUUGUGCCUCUACAUAUCGGGCCACCGCAACGGCGUUACACACAUCUCUGAUCUGUCGACUCCGCUCAUUGUCCCCUUGGCCUCAGCACCCGCGCACUUGAACCAGGGCGACGACCAACCCAGCUACACAGCAGUGACGGCGGUUGACUUCUGCGCUGUAUCUGCACUGCUGGUGGUGGGGCACGAGGACGGGCUGGUGGAGCUGUUUGAACUCAGCACCAGGCGGAGAACCCUGUGCUGCCAGAUUAUCACUGAAAGGGGCGGCUACGAGCAAGCCACGCCCAGCGAGUGCGAGGAGGGCUUUCAAAUGGUGGCCCAAUUCCACCAGCACCGGGCGAAAGUCCGCAGCGUGGCGCUAGCCACCGGCGUGGGUCGGCUGGCAAUAGGCGACGACAACGGCAUGGUGUCACUGGUCAACCUCGACACCUUCACUCUCAUCUGCUACCGCGAGUGCCACCCGGGGGCCGCCUCCUCCCCCAUAGCUGCCACUGUCUUCGCCGCCCUCCCGGUUCCUUCCUCUGACUCCUCCUCCUCCUCUUCCUCCUCCUCUCUCUCCUCCUCCCUCACCUCCACCUCCUCCUUCUCCUCGUCGUCCGCUGCUGCCGCUGCUGCGGCUCCCGCUGCUGACGCGCCCUCUGCCCGGAGCGCGGGGAAUCAGAGGAGGGGGAGCGUGGGGGCGGGCGGGGGGGUGGGGGGAGGGGCGUCGACGGCGUAUGAGACGGUGGUGUAUGUGGCGGCUGCCAAUACGACUAUGACGAUACUGGACGGCACGACGGGGGAUGUGAUGGGCGUGGGACCCAUGCAGCCAAAGCAUGCAUCCGGUGCUGUCGGGCUCUUCCUGCUGGACCUAAUGGGUUCCACCAUUCCAUCGUUUGGCGGCAAGCUGCCCCUCCUCUGGGCCAUGCAGCAGCCCUCUCUCACCCGAGGCCUCAACUCCCGAGCCACUGCUGCAGGCUCGGUAGCCUCCCGAACCUCCGACGCACACUCCGCCGAACCUAGCGACCUGAGCCUGCGGUCUCCGCAUGGGAGGGAGAGGCGGCGGCGAUCAAGAGCAGCAGCAGAAGGGGCAGAAGACAGCUCACAAUCGCAAGCCACUGACCCUCACACCCGCUCCUCCUCCUCCUCUUUAUCAUCCUCCUCCUCACAACAACACCCGUCUGACCCCCCUAAACCCCCUCAUGCGCGCGACGAUAUGGCCAAACCUCCUUCCGGGCGGCGAAACCCUAAAAAGCUGCCGUCCGUUACUUUAGACACCACAGCCGCAACCACUGACCCCUCCGCCGCCUCCUCCACCCACGGCCCUGAGAACAGUCCAAGCUCUGCCGCCCGUGCUGACUCAGCGUCCGGUCAGCACGGAGGCGUUUCCGUCCCGAGUCCUAGAUCCCGGGGCGGCCCGCGAAUCAGCAUCCAGCUAACGCCGGGCGGCAGUCUUAGCUUUAACAUAGUGUCUAGUGGCGACCUAGAGAGAGAGUCACAGCAAGGGGGGUGGGGGCAUUCGGAUGGGAACGGGGCGAUAGGCGGAGGAGGGGGCGGGCAGAGGGGGGGGGGUUCAGGGGGGACGACAGGGGGGAGUGACAGUGACCCCAUUUCGCUCUCCCUCUCUCCAGUUUCGCCUACUAACGCUGGAGCACUCGCAGCAGCAGGGGGAGGAGGAGGAGGAGGAGGAGAAAGAGGAGGUGGGGGUGGGGGUGGAGGGGGAGUGACUGUCUCACAUGGGCCGAGCAUGAGUAUGAGCUCCAUAGGAGGAGGAGGAGGGGGAGCACUAGGGAUGGGGUCACACCUACCCUCGGCCGCCGCUACUGGCGGCUACUCUGGCUUUGGCUCGGCGCAGGACCGGACCUCAGCUAUGUUCAAGCGCUCCCUGACCUCCGUCGCAGGCUCGGGGAAUGCGGUUUGGCCCGAGCCUCAGUUUGUGCUGCUGGUGUCAGAGGACUGUCUGCGGCUGUAUUCCACCAUGGUUGUGCUUCAGGCGGAUCGGUCGGCCCUGAAGCGCGUGAAGAUCUUUGAGAACGACAAGUGCGUGUGGGCAGGCACGUUUGGGGCGCACCCGCACUACCCCCCCGCCAUCAUCGUCAUCUCCUCGCAAGGGCUGGUCGAAAUCAGGUCCCUGCCUGACCUGCUCUUGAUCACAGCCACGUCGGUGUCUGAGAUGCUGGGCUGGCAGUACGACAGUCUCCUCAUGCUGCCACUCACCUGUAUCGCCACUGACGGCCGCAUCGCCUUUCUGGACGGAGAGACAGAGAUGGUCCGCCUCUCUCUCUUUGCAAGAGAAAACGCCAUUGGCCUCCCUCACUCGCUCUCUCGUCUCAUCGACCCGUCCAUCCGAGUGUCCAUCCCGGCCCCCCCACUUGCCACCUCCUCUGCCACCGGCGCUGCCACCGCUGCUGCUGCUGCCGCUGCCGUUGCUGCUGUUUCUGGCGCUGGUGCCGGUGCUGCUUUCGCUGCGUCGCCUGGUGUUUCUGCGGUUUGUUCGGAAGGGGGGCUUAUGGAGGCAAGGAGAGGAGGGGCGGUGGAGGGGUCGCCAGGGCAUGAGGGGUCGCCUAGCCGUGGGGGGGGGGAUGCUCUGGGGCCUGUGAGGAGCGACGGAUUCAUUCAGCCAGGAGAGGGGUCAGCCGGAGCUGGCUCUCCUUUCCUCCGCGGCACCAAGGUACUGCGCAACAGUGGCACAUUCAAGCUGCUCCAGAGCACCCCCAAACUGCCCCCUGCCGCUCUCCACGCCGCCUCUGACCUCCCCCCCCUCUUCGCCUCCUCUCCCUUCGCCCCCGCUGCGCCUGUUGCGGAGGGGGAGGAAGGGGAGGAGGGGGAGGGGGAGGGGGAGGGGGAGGAGGAGAAGACACAGACAGGAAGCUUCAACGAAAGAGAGAAACUGGACCUCAGUCUCGACACGUCUCUGUCGUGCGACAGCCCAAGCACACCGGACGGGGCGGUCACCACUCCCCAUCCCGCUGCUGCCGGUGCGGGCGGCAAGAAGGGGCUCUUCAGCUUCCACCGUAGCAACUCCCGAGGGCGCACCAAGGAGAGCGAGGGCGCAUUUGGGUCGGGGGCAGUGCAUGCGGCGACACCUCGGCCCAAGUCCACUGAGGAGAUCCGAGGAGGGUUUGGGUCGCGCAGGCAGCAGCAGGCCGCGGAAAGCCAAUAAGGACAGAGUUUUAUUAUAAGAAUAGUGUUGAAUGCACGAUCGACAGUAACACAAGAUGCAAGAAAUCAUUGCCGUAGCAUAACAGCAAGGAUUAAUGGUAUGCUGGAGGAACCUAUGGUACCCUCCUUUGUCUGGCUUUGUACACCUCACUUUCUCAUGCAUGCAGCCUAUAUUUGUCACCCUACCAAUAGAUAAAGCAUACAGUU